AUGGACAACUCGACGAACCCUACAGAUGAUAUUUCUCUAGACGAUUUAUUCCCAGACGGAGAUUAUUCAAGUGUUUUGAAUGAUUUGCAAUUUAGUGAUACUGUAGAAUUCAAUGAUAACAAUCGAGAUGAUCUUUUACAACUGUUAGCAUCUGCUAAUAGCGAUGAUACGAAUUCGGAAACUGCAGAUGGCAAUGAUUCAUCAGAACUCGUUCAUUUUUUAUUAGAUGAACAACGAGAUGCGGUAGCAAUUGUUGAUGAUAAAGAAAGAAUGCCAAAUUCAACUUUUGAUCAAAAUUCCAGUAUUACUAAUAUGCCGAUGCCCCAAGAGACAACUGGAGAUCAAAAUUCCAGUAUUACUAAUAUGCCGAUGCCCCAAGAGACAACUGGAGAUCAAAAUGUAAUAAUGUAUCAAAUGUAUCCAUCUAUAUUUGAAAUGCUUGAUGCUGCCAUCUCUGUUAAGCAACAACCUAAGGCAAAUAAUCGUAUACGUUAUGGUUGUGAUGGUGUCCGAUUUUUGCCUGACUCACGAUAUCAUCCACUGGCAGUUACUUUCUGUAAUUUGCAACGCAUUGCAUUAGCUAAAAAUCAAACGUUGGGAAUCGUCACGACGAUAGUAACAAGUACAAACAAUCCCACUAGUCAAACAUUUGUUCAUGCUAAUAAUAUUACUGUUCGUGAACCAAAUGCAAUACAAAUAGCAUAUGGAUGUGUUUUCGCUCCGUUAAAGCAAUCUGAGAUAGACGAAGGUAUAAAAGAAUAUCGACGUCUGUCAAUUUUAUAUAAAAAAUAUAAUGACUAUUCGUUUGAUCUUACACCAUUCAGUACAGAAACAAUGUUUGGAACAACUCAGCAAUAUACAGUCCUGAAUGAUCCGAACAUGGACAUAGUGCCGAAAGGAAAAUGUUUUAAACAGCAUUACGAUCUAUUAUCAUAUAAGUUAGUUUUUCAACUAGCUUUAAAAGAAAAUAAUAUAAUAUACAUUUCAAAUAUUACAUGUGAAACUGAGGUUGUUCAUGAACAAUCAGUUACACAAAAACCUGGUAAACGAACAGUAUCAUUUUCAAUUGAAAGUCUUUCAGAAGAAGAGUCUAAUUUCGAAACACAAGUUUCGAAUUCAUCAAAGAAAUUCAAAUCAUCAACCCCACCGUUGAUUGGACUUCCGAAUUUAUUGUUUUAUUUUGUAGGCAUGAACUUCAAUUCAUAUUCAACUGAAGAUUCUGACUUGGCUCUGCUUGAUGACUUAAUUGAAUCUCCAUCAACUAACGAAGACUUCAGUUUUCGUGUUGCUUAUGAUUACAAUCCAUUGGAAACAUUUUAUGAAGCUAACUCUGCUGCUACAAGAAAUGAUGAACAAAUAACGAUAAAUAGUCCUCAUAAUGAAUCAUUACCUGUCAUUCGAUCACAUACAGAAAAGCCAUCGGAAUCAUCCGUUACUCUUUCGAAUUGUGUCGCUAUUACUAAUUCAAAAUCAAAAAAAAUACAACUUGUUUAUCCGUUAGAAAAUACGUAUCGAGCACGAUAUAAAAGUGAUUAUUUUCCACAAAAUGGUACUUUGCCAACCGACUAUCAAUAUGAUGUAGAAAAUGAUUAUAUUCGUGUUGCAUUAAUAACAACAUGUAUUGAAGGUCAUGGACAUUACUAUAGUCCAUAUAAAUUUCAAAAAGAUCAUUAUGAUAUUAAAGUACCUGAUGAAAAUCCAAUUUAUAUAAAAAUAGAAAAUAGCCGAGACACUAAUUCUGUUAUUCGACUUCAACUUGUUCUCAUUAAAUCUAAAUUAGAUCAACUUAAUUAUGUUCAACCAUUAAUACGUUUUUCUGAUACGACUGCUCGUAUACAGAACAUAAUUCAUGAAGAAAAAUUAACACCAAAAGAUUUAAUUAAUAAAUAUCAAUUGGAAAAAUCACAUUUAGCGUUUACAUUAUGUACAAAACUACCAGAUGGUUUAUAUAAACCACAUCCAAAAACAACAGUUAUUUCAUCGGUUAUUUCUGAAGCAUCAGCAUCAAAAAAACCAAAUGGUAAAUUAUUAUUUGUAUAUAUAUAUAUAUAUGUUGCUUUAGAUCAUAAAUCUGAAUAA
This is a messenger RNA of Rotaria sp. Silwood1, 2079 nucleotides long. Lineage: Eukaryota; Metazoa; Rotifera; Eurotatoria; Philodinida; Philodinidae. The record is from the annotation of a GenBank genome assembly.